AUGGCGAAAUACCAAGACUCUGGCAAGGCAUUCAAGGUUGUCCUUCUUGGUGACCGUAAUGUGGGAAAGACGUCCCUCGCAAAGUGGUGCCAAUCCGAAGGAUAUACAGACGAGUACUCUCAAAGUCAUGAGCCAUCCGUAUAUCGUUUGUUGGUAGACACGAACCGUGGUUCUAUCAAUUUCGACAUAUGGGACAUGCCCGGUGAAGUCGACUCCCCAGACACGCUAAGGGAACACGUCGAUGACGCGGAUGCUGCAAUCUUGAUGUUCGAUUUGCAAAGCCCAUCGACUCUGGACAGCAUCCCUCUGUGGUACGACAAGCUCCCCAUAGAAAAGGGAAAUUUCCCCGUCGCCCUGUGUGGCAACAAAGUAGAUCUCCCUUACAGGAGACUGGGUCCUGUAUCAAUUACUUUCCAUCGAGAAAAGGGCCUUGAGUACAACGAUAUAUCUGUCAAAGAAGGCUACAAUCCAAUCCGACCAUUUUUGUUUCUGGCAAGGCGAAUCCUGCAUGAUCCAUCGUUGGAGCUCGAACAGGCGAAAGCUCAAACCGACCCUAUCUCACCUCAGCAGUCGGGCCUGCUUCACCUCGAGCCCGUCGAGCUCUCGUCAACCCGCGGCGGAAGUGGCUUGCUGACGCAACACCGGUAUAAUACUGGAGAUCGAGACAGCCCGCCUAGCAAGGGACCAAGAGCGUUCCAUGCAGACGACGAUUCUCCACAUUCUACCGAACGUGAGGUGUUUAAUUCAUCAAUCUGUGUCCCUCCGGAUACGGCCAUAGAUUCCGAUAUUCAGCGACGCCUCAAACGAAUGAUCUUAACCCUUCAGCAGCAUCCACACAUACGAGUCACGGAAGCAAGACUGGAUCCACCUACACCGCAGCCUAAAAUAGAUCAGGCAAAAGAAUACGCUCAUGGUAUUCUGCCCGACGGCGUCGAGAAGUUCUAUUCCCAAGUCGGCUCUUUUACUCUCGAAUGGGAGCAUACAUCUCCUGAGCUGACCGUAGGGGACCUUCCAUCUAGGGGCCGCAUCCAAAUUCUCCCCAUCACCGAAACUUUUGGUGACAACUGGCGCGAUAUCACCUGGUUCCCUCUACCGGAUCAUAUAGAACCACGACCAGAUGAUGAGUGGAGAUUUACCUAUCGCAGAGUACUACCGUUUGACUUCUUUACUCCUGAGGCUUGCUUGUGUUUCAUUCAGACGCCAGGUGGAAUCCCCGAAGACCAUGUCGCAUACCACUACUUUGGGGAGGAACUUUAUAGGACACGGUAUACCUUUGGAGACUACAUUGAGCGACUUCUUGCCUCAUACGGAUUCUGGUACUGGGGAGAGACACUGUGCUCAGAGACGAGAUCGAGUGCUCAAGUGCUUUCCUUCAGGGCCAACAUGCCUCAGAUCUUCGAAGGGUACGAUGAUGGGCUUUUUCAGCCAUAG
Molecule: messenger RNA, 1431 nt
Organism: Aspergillus tanneri
Lineage: Eukaryota; Fungi; Ascomycota; Eurotiomycetes; Eurotiales; Aspergillaceae
Exons: 5
Coding region: 1-1431 (476 amino acids)
Biological process (GO): ribosomal subunit export from nucleus; protein import into nucleus
Cellular component (GO): cytoplasm; nucleus
Molecular function (GO): GTPase activity; GTP binding
Source: RefSeq, a predicted model, not a curated record